AUGUCGACAACAACCCCAGCCCAGCCAAAGUGUACCCUGGAGCCUGCAAACCUCCGCGAGCAAUCACAGGUCGACGAGCUCCUCCGCCAGCGCAAGAUAUGCGGCUGGAAGACCAGGCCAAGCGACAUGGCCUCGUGGAAGGAGAGGGCCGAGGCGCGCACAACAACCCUCUUCUGGAUCAAGCCGACCGCGCACCCAGACCUGCGGGUGGGCCACAUCUCCCUCGACAGGGUCAGCGGUGACCCGUCGACCAUCAAGAUCGCAGACCUCUUCGUCCUCCCGGAGCAACGUGGCGGUGGCAUCGCGCGAGCGGCCUUCCAGGCCGUGGAGGAGCUGGCCACGGUGGGGCCAUAUGGCUCCGAGGAAUGCAGGACUCUCAAGAUCGAUACCCUGAGCCGCAAGUACUCUUACGACGAGGAGAUGCGGCGCGAGUAUACCCAGCUGACUGGGGUGGAGCCGAACCCGAAGGGGGCGACCAACGAGGAGUGGUAUGGGCGGAUGGGUUACGUUACGUACAAGGAGGAGCCGACAUAUCCUGAGGGGGAGAGCCGGCCUAGCGGGAAGCUCCUCCUGGCCUCGUUCAUGAAGAAGGAAAUACGUUGA
Diaporthe citri is the source of this 603-nucleotide messenger RNA. RefSeq lists its product as uncharacterized. Gene Ontology annotation, molecular function: acyltransferase activity, transferring groups other than amino-acyl groups. The coding region runs from base 1 to 603 and encodes 200 amino acids. NCBI's taxonomy places the organism in Eukaryota, Fungi, Ascomycota, Sordariomycetes, Diaporthales, Diaporthaceae. The record is from RefSeq and is a predicted model, not a curated record. The transcript has a single exon.